Molecule: messenger RNA, 4221 nt
Organism: Camelus dromedarius (Arabian camel)
Lineage: Eukaryota; Metazoa; Chordata; Mammalia; Artiodactyla; Camelidae
Gene: CALM1
Product: calmodulin 1
Exons: 6
Coding region: 240-689 (149 amino acids)
Molecular function (GO): calcium ion binding; enzyme regulator activity
Source: RefSeq, a predicted model, not a curated record
GUCUGGCACUUCGGCAGUGGUGGUGGGAGCCUCGAGGGCGCGGCGCCGUUACUCGCAGUUGGGCGGCGGCGCAGGUGGCGGCGGCAUAUCGCUCAGUGCACACCGCGCUUUAACAGCAGCCGCAACAGCAGCAGCAGCAGCAGCAGCAGCAGCAGCAGCGGAGGCACCUCUGCGGUCACAGCCCCUGCGCUGGUGCAGCCACCGUCGCUCUCUCUGCUCUUCCUCCCUUCACUCGCACUAUGGCUGAUCAACUGACCGAAGAGCAGAUUGCUGAAUUCAAGGAAGCUUUCUCCCUAUUUGACAAAGAUGGUGAUGGCACCAUCACAACAAAGGAACUUGGAACUGUCAUGAGGUCACUGGGUCAGAACCCAACAGAAGCCGAAUUGCAGGAUAUGAUCAAUGAAGUGGAUGCUGACGGUAAUGGCACCAUUGACUUCCCAGAAUUUUUGACUAUGAUGGCUAGAAAAAUGAAAGAUACAGACAGUGAAGAAGAAAUCCGUGAGGCAUUCCGAGUCUUUGACAAGGAUGGCAAUGGUUACAUCAGUGCUGCAGAGCUACGUCACGUCAUGACAAACUUAGGAGAAAAACUAACAGAUGAGGAAGUAGAUGAAAUGAUCAGAGAAGCAGAUAUUGAUGGAGAUGGACAAGUCAACUACGAAGAAUUCGUACAGAUGAUGACUGCAAAGUGAAGAGCUACUUUCAACUCCUUUUUCCCCCCUCUAGAAGAAUCAAAUUGAAUCUUUUACUUACCUCUUGCAAAAAAAAAAAAAAAAAAAAAAGUUCAUUUACUCAUUCUGUUUCUAUAUAGCAAAAUUGAAUGUCAAAAGUACCUUCUGUCCACACACACAAGAAAUCUGCAUGUAUUGGUUGGUGGUCCUGUCCCCUAAAGAUCAAGCUACACAUCAGUUUUCCGAUAUAAAUACUUGUCCUACCUUAAUGAUAAGGAAGCACUUAGUGGACUCCUUGCAGGUCCAUUUGCUCAUGAUUAAUACACUGUUUGGGCUGGCCAGUUUUUCAUGCAUGCCGCUUGACAAUUGAGCACAGUCAGGCGUUUGUAUUAAAAACGAAAAAUGAAAAAACAGAUUCAAAACCUACUCAAAUGGGUUCUAGUUUGGUUUGUUAGUAUAAAUUGUCAUAGCUGGUUUCCUGAAAACAACCAUUUAAAAUUGGUUUGCCUCAGGAUGCCGUGCUGCAGAGUGGGUGGAUACACUGUCUAGGCACGGCCCCACUAGCAGGAUGGCCCUCUUGUAACUUCCCUGUGCCCCGACCCAUGAUGACCAUGACACAUCCUGGUGGCAUGCCAGUGUGUGUUGGUUUAGCAUUGUCUGCAUUGUGCUAGAGCAAAAUGGGUGUCAGGCUAUCACCGUUCACACAAAUUUUUAAAAAGAAACGUUUAUCAAGGGAGCAUCUUUGGACUCUCUGUUUUUAAAACCUUCUGAACCAUGACUUGGAGCCAGCAGAGUAGGCUGUGGCUGUGGACUUCAGCACAACCAUCAACAUUGCUGUUCAAGAAAUUACAAUUUACGUCCAUUCCAAGUUGUAAAUGCUAGUCUUUUUUUUUUUUUCCAAUAAAAAGACCAUUAACUUAAAGUGGUGUUAAAUGCUUUGUAAAGCUGAGAUCUAAAUGGGGACAAGGCAGUUGAAGGGAUGGCCAGUGUACCUUUAAAUGCCCACAGCCCAGCAUUGGGUUUCCCUCCCUCUCUCUGACGUCCCAGCCCCAGCCUCUGAGCCUGAGACCUUGCCUAAAACCAAGCAGAUACUGAUUGCUUCAUCUUAUUUAUGGACGUGUAGGUCUACUUGUAAUUUCACUGGGGUGGGGGGGAGUGAAUCAUGGUAACUUAAUGAUUAUUCAGGCAGUAGAGCUCUUAAUGAAGGAAAAAACCCACUUUCUCUCAAGCAUGUAUUUAGGGGUUCUUAUCAAUUGUGCUGCUGAUUACCUGUUUUAUGUAACUACUUGAGACCAUCUGUGCAAGAGACAUGAUUUAGUGUGUCUGUAAUUCGAUCCUCGCUGUGUGUGGUAGAAGCAGUAGUCACUUCUUAGCCAGUCUCUUCAUGCCUAAAAGACACUACCAGUCAGUCACCUUUUGAUUCACGAUUUUUAAUUUAUGACUACUUAACCUUAGAGUCUUUUAAACUUUUUUUUUUUUAAGUUGACCUGACUUUGCUUUUUUUCCCCCAAGUAGAACUAAACUGGCCUCCCAGCUUGAAGGUAAAACUCCAGCCCAGAGGGAAUUUUUUGUUUCUUUAUAAACCUGUAACCAAAAUGACGAGAUGCUGGUACUGGUCUUUGCAGUGGGUUUGGUUUGCUUAAAAGCCCCCCCCAAAAAAGGAAUAUUUGCAUUUAGUGCAGAGCUCUCUUUGAAAUGAAGGCUGGAUGUGCGUUUUUCAGGGUGUUAACUGGUUGUAUCUUAUUAGCAAGGAGAUUUGGGUUUUGAACGUUUGUGUGGGAGGUUUUAAUUUGCCAGGGAACAGCGGCAGGCUGCUAGCGAGGCAGUGAGAAGCUCUUGGCAGCCAAAUGGGUGCAUUCAGGGUUGAUUUAUAGAGACCCUCAGCUUCUCCCUCUCCUGCUCCUUGUCUCUCUGGCAUUUUGCAGCGCGUUAGUUUUCCCGCCAGAGGGGUGGGUCAGAGCGGUGGAGAGGAACCCGCCAGCCUUUGCUGCUUGUCUUUAGACUGGAUGGUUGGGUAGAUGGAAUGUUGACAGCAUGAACUAGACUUUGCUUUCAUAACUCCCUGAAUCUGGAAGGAACAUCUCAGAAUACCUCGGGGGGGGGGGGGGGUUCUGAGAUUGGACUGGGGUUUCUGGUUCAAGUAAGUUAAUAACCUGGAUGUUUCUUGUAGGGAGGUCAAGCAGCUUCACUGUUGACCCAGUCUCAGGCCUGUGGCUGAUGACCUCUUGGUAAUUUUAAAAAGGGUUUGGGGUGGUUUGACUUGUUUCUUACCCUUCCACCCAGUCUUUUGCUAGAAGCUGGGUGGACUUAAUUUUAGCGGUCCUACAGUCUUAGAAGACUACUUUUGAAACCAGAUUCUUAAAUGGCCAGGAUCCUGUAUGGGAACCAGAAACCGUUCCCCCAGGGAAUGCUGAAUUCCAGCUUGGCGGAAGUCGAGUCCAUCUCUGGCCUGUGAAGGGACGGCCAGCGGUUGGGUCCUGGCAGCCUGCAGGAGUUUGUGAGAGGAAGUAGCUGGCUGUUACGGCAGUCCUCUUCAAAGCUGGUUAGCACCUUCCUGUCAACUCUUGCCCCUACUUCUAACUGCUCUAUAAAUAUAUACAUAUAUUUAUAUAUAUAAAGUGACUAGUUUAACUGGCAUCCCGCUUGAGCCUGAGACUUGCCAUAAAAAAAACUGCUGUGUACUUGGCACACACUUUCAUAGUUUUGUUCUCCAUCUGUUUGGGGUAGGUGUUGAGCGAGGCAAUGUAUCUUGAUAUUUCAGAUGGGCUUUUGAUGCACUGUUGCCAAGGAAGGCUUUUUCUGAUUUUUUGACAAAUGAAUUUUUGCACACUUUAAUUGGUGUCUUUCGGCAACUUAAAACACAUUGAAAAUUAGCUACUGUACAUAUUUUUAUAUUCUCUUUAUAAAUGCAUGUCUGACUGUACUUGUACCCAUAUUGUAAGGCGGGGCCGGCCACCAGGCCUCGCGCUGCUGUGACCCAUCGGAGUAGCAGCAUAUUAGCAGCCCCUCAGCGUACUGGGAACUUCUUCCUAAACGAAUGUAAAUUUGGUCAAGUCUGCUCUUCGUCCAUUCAAUUAUUUUAAACAUUUCGAUUAAUUAUUGUAUAUCCAAAAUACAUUUACCCUUUUGACAGUAACUAGAUUCCACGAAUGUGUCUUACUAAUCUAUCCCUUCAGCUGGCAGUUACUAUUUUCUCUUUUGAUCCCUUGAAGUUGUCCUGUAGGAGACAGAAAUUCUCUGCUGUCUGUAUCCCUUGAAGUAAGAAGGUAGCGGUAUGGGUGCAGUUUGUGUUCUUUCUCCAGAUCUGUGAUAAUGUUCACUAGACACGUCUGUAGCAAAGAUGGCGGUAGUUCCUUUGUUCCCGAAGUCACCCUUCACCGUGGCGAUCGGAAAAGGACAUGUACUUGAACGUUUCUGUAAAUCUCAAGAUAAACUGUUCGGAGAUUUAACCACCUCUCUGAUGGGGGACCAACUCUAUGGAAAUUGUAAAUAAGUUUUAUUUAUAAACCUGGCACUGUAUUCAAUAAACAUUUCUGCAGCCUUUCAUCUCUAA